CAAUAUUCCUAUUUGUAAGCGAUGACAUCAUGUGGUCCAGUACCCCUGUUUGUGUCGAUUCAAGAAGCGAAAUGUAUAUUAUGGGAAACUGAAGUCUAUUUUGUACUCACUAUACCAGAUCAUACCGGACCGUCCGUUUCGAAUCCUGCCCACAGUAAAGCAGCGCACCCAAAGCAGCGUUGCCUCGUCAAUUUCGCACUCCAGGGGAUGCUUCGUGCUGGCAACGCGUGAGUUAUACGACUGGACCACCACAACCACAGAGAGGUCAAACCACGCUAGCUAGCUUGCCAUGGCCUCUUCCUCCCCGCGCCCGGUGCUCCGUCACGUGGCCAUGCUCCCCUUCAUGGCCAAGGGCCACGCCAUGCCGCUCCUCCACCUGGCCCGCCUGCUCCUCCGCCGCGGCCUUGCGUCGGCCGUCACCUUCCUCGCCACGCCACGCGACGCGCCCUUCAUCCGCGCGGGAGCUCCGGGCGCGGCCGUCGUCGAGCUGCCGUUCCCCUCCGACGGCGGCCCGCAGAGCAUGGAGGAGCUCCCCUCCGCGUCCCACCUCCUCGACGUCGUCUCCACCGCCGCCGGGCUCCGCCCCGCGUACGCGGACGCGCUGGCCCGGCUCGAGCCAAGGCCCGACCUGCUCGUCCACGACGGCUUCCUCCCCUGGGCCAAGGACGCCGCCGACGAGCUCGGCGUGCCGCGACUCGUCUCCUUGGGCAUGGGCGCCUUCGCCUCCUACGUCUCCGGCGCCGUCCUGGCGCAAAAGCCGCACGCGCGCGUGAGCUCGCCGACCGAGCCGUUCACGGUUGACGGCUUGCCCGGCCUCCGGCUCACGAAGGCCGACCUGUUCCCGCCCUUCGACGAGCCGGAGCCGGCCGGCCCGCACUGGGACUUCGUGUGCGAGAGCGGCAGAUGCAUGUGGUCGAGCCGGGGCACCAUCGUCAAUUCCUUCCUUGAGCUCGAGUCAAUCUACAUAGACAAGUGGAACCGGGAGAACCCGCUCCCGCUAAAGAUGUGGCCGGUCGGUCCGCUCUGUCUUGCAAAUGAACCGGUCCAGGCCCUGGACCCAGAUCUAUCCAGUUGGCUCGACUUGAGGCUCACCAUGAACCGGCCUGUUCUGUACGUCGCCUUUGGCUCGCAAGCUGACCUGAGCCAGGCGCAACUGGAGCAGAUUGCGAUUGGGUUGGACCGGUCCGAUCUGGACUUCAUUUGGGUGGUACGAUCCAAGUGGUUGGAUCAAGAGGACCGGUUCGAGGGCCAGUUUGGAGACAGGGGCAAAGUGGUCCAAGGCUUCAUCAACCAGCUCGGGGUCCUGAGCCACAGGUCCGUCAAGGGGUUCUUCAGCCAUUGCGGCUGGAACUCGGUGAUGGAGAGCAUCAGCACCGGCGUGCCCAUCCUUGCAUUCCCAAUGGCCGCCGAGCAGAAACUCAACGCAAAAUUCGUUGUCGAUGAGCUUGGAGUUGGACUUCGGGUUUGGCCGACAAAGAGAGGGGACGACGACACCACGGAAGGUGGGCUAGUUGCAAGUGGAGAUGUGCAGGCGUUGGGGAGAGAGCUGAUUUUAGGAGAGAGAGGAAAGCGUGCUGCCGCUAGAGCGAGCAAGCUUGCGGCCUCUGCCAGAAGCGCAAUGGAUGCGGGCGGGUCCUCAUUUGAAACCCUAGAGCUGAUGGUCAGUGAGAUUGGCAUGGGUGAGUCGAAGAGUGAGUGAGUAGUCAGUCAAGUGCUAUUGCUUUAAUUUCUGGGAGCAAUUUGGAUUAAUAAUGUACUGUAUUAUUAAAAUUCCCCCUUUUGGGCUAGUCGGCUGGAAUGGAACGACUCGUGUGGUAGAUGCGUUUAUAGCAAUCAAUUACAUGUUGGUAAGCAUAUCAAUCACCUAUUGCAAAUAAAAAUGAUCUAUCAUAUCAAUCACACCAAACGUAAUGGCCAGUGACGGUACGUACGUGUGUUGUUGCUUUG
Messenger RNA from Phragmites australis (common reed), 1947 nucleotides. Its product is annotated as UDP-glycosyltransferase 90A1-like. The coding region runs from base 290 to 1699 and encodes 469 amino acids. Lineage: Eukaryota; Viridiplantae; Streptophyta; Magnoliopsida; Poales; Poaceae. Gene Ontology annotation, molecular function: UDP-glycosyltransferase activity. The transcript has a single exon. The record is from RefSeq and is a predicted model, not a curated record.